GUGUGCAUUUUGAUGGCGCCGCGGCGUUUCAUGAUUCAUUAUCGUCAGUCAAUCAGCAAUCAGCAUAAUCAUCAGUGGGGAGCUUUUUAUUUUAGCUGUCAGUUUGCAUUGCAACAUCGUCAAAAAAUACCGACCGAAUCUUUUCGUGUUCCUCCUGCGCGGAUUAUUUUGCGGCUUCCUCCGAAACCGGUGCCGAACGGUCACUUCACUGGACCUGAACCAACGUUCAUUGAAUCGUUUCGCAGUUUUCGAGUGUGGUAGAAUUAAGUUUACGCCGUCCAAAGAAUAGCAAUGCCCGGAAUGUUGGAGAAAUCGGCCUCCGACGCUGAUAAACACCUGAGCGAUAUUACGGCCAUCGUUUGCUCCCAGGACCACGUAUUCACUUCCGGCGGGGACGGAAACGUUAAGGUAUGGAGCAAAGACCUCACCCUGACAAAGGAAAUUGCCGUCCACGAGGGAUGGAUCUAUGCGAUGGCAGUCGACUCCCGCGGUCGGAUAUAUACCAGCAGUAGCGAUGGCACGAUCCGCUGCCUGCCCAAACCGUUACAAUCGGACGAGGUUAAGGAACUACUAAAAUGCGGAGAUGACAUCGAGUCCCUGUUCGUAGAUAGCAAAGACAAUCUUUACAGUGGCGACGACAAGGGCAUCGUAACCAUGUGGGUGGACCACCGGAUGAAGUUCAAGUUCAACCUGGUCGAAGAGGUACGCUCGUUGGUCAUACAGAACAAUAUCAUCUAUUCGAUAAGGGAAAAUGAUCUGACGGUAACGGAGGUACUGGAAGGGUCGGCCAACGGCCGGUACAUGACCAAGGCGAGCAUUCCUGGCCGGUGUCCCGUGACCCUCUGUGGCAGCUGCACCAACGGAGUCAGCAACAACGUGGCCAUCGUUACCCGCGACGGGCUCGGCAUAGUCUUCAUCAGAAAUAGCGCCAAAGAACAGUUUCGAAUGCUGUGGACCAAAGAAAAAGCCCACGACAUGAUCAUCAACUGCCUCCUGGGGACGGAUGAGUACCUCUACUCGGCGGGUUACGAUGGCUUCGUCAAGAAGUGGUCGAGUUCGGACAAGGAUCCCCAACUGCUGGCGGAAGUGAACCUCGCGGCAGGUUGCUUGAAUGCCCUCCAGAUAGGAGCGGAUAACAACUCAGUGUACGUCGGAGGCAGCGACGGGAUUCUGAAACUGGUGAAAUUUUCCUAAUGAAUCGGGACGUAGGUAGAACUGGUAGGCAACUAGUGAGUGGGGGGGGGGGGGAGCGCAGCGUAAAGUGCCAUCAAACCAAAAAGUUACACAUACGAUGAUGAUGUCCCGUGGAAAAUCAACUUGCCGGAAAUCUUGCGCGCUCCAGUUGCGUUUGCUACGGUGGUUCAACCACUUCCGGUAGUACACGUUUUUGGACAAUUUUUGAGCUUUUGUUAGUCUUUUUUGUUAAUGUGGUAAGUGAAGCGUACGCCAAAGUGAAUUUGUUUCCUAUAAAAUAUAUUAUGAGGCAUAACGAUGCCUGAUUUGAGUUCGAGUAUUUCAUAAAAAACAGUGAUGUGAAAAAAAUAAAUCUCGAAAUUUAUA
Molecule: messenger RNA, 1560 nt
Organism: Aedes aegypti (yellow fever mosquito)
Lineage: Eukaryota; Metazoa; Arthropoda; Insecta; Diptera; Culicidae
Exons: 3
Coding region: 292-1194 (300 amino acids)
Molecular function (GO): protein binding
Source: RefSeq, a predicted model, not a curated record